GAGAACAUUUUGCCUGUGAUCGGAAAGUUAGCACAAUUUUGUGUGUACAUCCGCCUUACUGUGAGCCAAAUGAUUGUAGUGAGCAUGGUGAAUGUUCUAUGGGUGAGUGUGUCUGUCAAGAAAACUGGCUGCCACCAAAAUGUGAUAAGUUAUUUUGUGGGCAGAAUAAUUGCUCAGAAAAUGGAGUAUGUACUUCUGAAGGUUGUGUUUGCUAUCCAGGUUAUUUUGGAGAUGACUGUAAUAAAAGUUGCAGUGAUGGUUGGUUUGGCAAAAUGUGCACAGAGCUUUGCAAAUGCAAAAAUUCUGAUGGCUGUGAUCCUGUUACUGGCAAAUGUAUAUGUAAGCCUGGUUUUACAGGUAGCACAUGUGAGAUGUCUUGCCCUCAAGGUUUUUUUGGUCCAGAAUGUAAGUUUAAGUGUCAAUGUGAGAAUUCAUGUUAUUGUGAUCCUGUGACUGGUGAAUGUAAUAUUUCACGUAAUUCAAGUCUGUAUUAUGUUUCUGUUUGCCUUGCAAAAAGUAUUAUUCAGAAACAACACCUAGUCAAAGAUAAUAUUGAAGAAAGAAGAAAAUGGUAUGUCUGUAUUAUAGUACUUGGAAUUAUCACCUCAUUGUGCCUUGCAUCUUUCCUUUUGGUGAUGUUCUGCUCUUGUUCUUGUUCUUGUCGAAAUGAACAAAUCUUAUGCAACAGAAGGAGAAGGUACAGAAAGUAUCCCUUGCAAAUGCCUAGUGGAGAGUUAUCUGUGUCCUCAUCAGAAGAUGAAUUUAAGUCUUUUCCUUUGAAGAGCUUGCAGAAAAGUUGAAAUUUUUUUGGGGGGAGGGCAUCCUAUAUGUGUGCAUAUGUAGUCUUUCUUCACACACACACCAUUUAUAUAUAUCUUUAAGAUGAACAUAUAUUUUAAAAACUGUAUAGCCCAUUAUUUCAUCCAGUUUCUUAAGCAGUUUAAAUUUCUACUUGCAAGAUAUUUUUAUGAAGAUUUGUUGAUUAAUUACUUUGUCACAUAUGGCAAAAUGUUGCAUAAAAAUAAUUAUUCUGUAAUGUAUUUGUUAUGGUACACAAUUUAUGCUUAAAUUUAUCAAUUUUAUCAAGCAUAACUUGUGCUUUAUUGAAAAAAAGUGCCAUAUUUUAAUUUAGAUGCUAAAUUUUGGAUAGAUGAGUAUUAGUUGGCACCCACUCAUAGACUGCCAACUUUCUGUUCAUGCCUUCUGAACUCUGCUUAAUAAGAAGACAAGUGAUUUCCAUUGAAACAAUUCCUAAUUCAUAUUCUAACUUCUUGCUAGCAGUUACUAACAUCACAUUUUCAUUGUACACCAAAUAAAAAAAGGGAGAUUUCUAGCUCCUGUUCUACUCAGCCAGUUGAUAAAAUUCAGCUUGUGUUGUCUUGAAAGGGCGACUUAGGAUAUGUAUUUGAUUUAUGUAUUCUAAUUCCUGUAUGUCAAUUCUAUACCUCAAAUUAUGUCAAAAAGCCAAGUUUUGUAAAAAUUGCCCAAGUAGUUUUUAAAAAAUUAGGUCUCAAAAUUUUAGCUUCUCAAUAUUGACUGAAUUUGGUAUAUAUUUAUUAAUGUCUCUUUU
This is a messenger RNA of Stegodyphus dumicola, 1570 nucleotides long. RefSeq names its product N-acetylglucosamine-1-phosphodiester alpha-N-acetylglucosaminidase-like. NCBI's taxonomy places the organism in Eukaryota, Metazoa, Arthropoda, Arachnida, Araneae, Eresidae. Gene Ontology annotation, biological process: secretion of lysosomal enzymes. The record is from RefSeq and is a predicted model, not a curated record.